AGAGUGUAACAGAGAGAGAGAGAGAUCCAAGGACAGACGGCACUGAGGGGAGGGGAAAACACACACUCUCUCUGUCACACCUACCCCACAGCCUCACAUAGCCUCUGUAUGAGACAGAACAGAUCUUGACAUUGUGAGGAAGAUGCAUGUCUACAUCAGAGGAGCAUCCAGGACAGGACAAUAGCUCCUAAAGCUGCAGAGACAGAUACAUGCCAGGGACUACAAACAUACAGAGAGAGAGAGAAAGAGAAAGAACACAGCAAGCCCAGAGGGAAGGACAGCAGCAUUUCAGAGAGGGCAGCACAAGGUGGAAGAGGCAACAUUUGCAGGUUUAUUCUGUUGGACCUAAACAUCCAUUCUUAAACAGCUGCCUUUUGGGGUUUCUCCCUCUCUUUGCACGCAGACAUCCACUCUGUCUCUUGCCGUCUGCAGAGAGCUCCCACCACUGCUGCUGUGAGAUUACAGUCUCCGUACUUCUGUGCACAGCACCAGAGAAGACUGCUGCUUGUAGUCCGAGACCAUGAGUGAGGCGAAGAAAGGUGAGCUAGCCAUCCGGGAUAAAGCCAUCCUGCACCAGCAGAGGCGUCUGAAGCAGAACACCCAGUUCACACACAAGGACUCUGCUGACCUCCUGCCCCUGGAUGGGCUGAAGAGACUGGGCACAUCCAAAGACUUGCAACCUCACAGCAUCGUCCAGCGCCGCCUGAUGGAGGGAAACAUCACGCGGCUGCGAGGUGAGGCCCGGGACCAAAGCGCCAGGGUUCGCUCCCCGUUGGCCGACACCAAGGACGGGCCUGCUGACGCCGAGGAGAGGAGCGAGAGCACAGCCGACGACUCCACGGAGGAGAGGGAGUCUCUGGAGGAAAGCGAGAGGAGCCUACGGUCGGACGAAGAGGACGACAGCAGCGAAGCCGGAGCCAGACAGACAGCUGAGAAGGCCGAGGGCACGGAGAGCUCGACCCUCCUCACAGCUCUGGUUGUUCAAUGCAAGUGCUGCGAGACUGAAGUCAAGGCAUCCAUCAACACUGGCAGCCAACAUAACCACAUCUCCACCUCCUGCUGCCAGAGGCUGGGACUGGUGCCCAGUCAGGACAGUUCACCAUGUGGUGUGAGCAGCUCAGUGACAGGUCUGCAGCUGCAGUUGGGCAGACAGACGGUCCAGUGUUCAGCCUAUGUCCAAGAGGAUGAGACGUUUGAGCUGUGCCUGGGUCUUCAGACUCUGUUGGAACUCAAAUGCUGCCUGGACUUGAGCAGUCAGGUCCUGAAGCUGCAGGACUGCGGCGAGGAGCUGCCGUUCCUGAACCCCUCGACCGACAGCCAGUGCCAACACGACACCAACGAGAACCUGUGAGCCCGACUCGACGGCGGCGACCACUUCCUAAAAUCUCCCACUGUUUGCGGGAACGUGGCGUGAUGCCAAAUGUGUCUGGACUGUCCGAUCACAGUGUCUCACACUGCCAGAACAUGGAUGAGCAUUCGCCACCGUCGUUCUUGAGUUUACAUCAUUGUGUUUGUAGAAUUAAGACAUUCACCAUGAUUAUCUCUUAUAUUAAAUUAGUCUAGUUCAGAGAGCGGAUGAAAGCCAGUUAUGAGCCAAUCCGAUCUGUGAGUUCAAUCAUUCUUUAUGAUUAUACUGUAUAUUCAAACCAAUUCCUCUGUUGAGCUGCUUGGGUACACUGACGCUCUCGUAAAAGGGAAAACCAUUAUAAUCAUUUAAAGUGAACUUUGGUGGAAUAUUUUGUGAUUUGGCUGUACAAAAGUUACUUUAAAUCAUCAAGUAAAUCAAGAAAAUGUUAAUUGUAAACUUAAAUAAUUUCACUUUAGACGGUGUUAAAGGAACAGUCUUAGAUUUUGGGACAUAUGUUAGUUCAUUUUCUUACCAAGUUAUAUGAAAAGACACCACACUCAUGUCUGUACGGUAAAUAUGAAGCCAGCAGCUAGUCAGUUUAGCUUGGCAUAAAGACUGGAACUGGGGAAUCAGCUAACCUGGCUCUGUUCAAAGCUAACAAAAUCCGCCUAGAGGCACCUCUAAAGCUCACUAAUUAACAUCUCUGUUUAAUCCAUACAAACACUCAAACGUAAAAACAUCAAGUAGCUUGACUUUUUUCCAUUUCAGUGUUUCCAUGGAUUAAACCUGUAUCGAGUUCUUAAUGUGUUAAUUGAAAUUGAUUUUAAAAUGCAUGUUACUUAACACUUAUAAAAAGAAAAGUUUUCACAAUAUUUCAUAUAGUGAGCUAUUUCACUAUAUCUGUUACUUUCAGCCUACUAUUUCAACAGUUUAUCCAUUAAUUUCAACUGUUUGCUCUUUACUUUUAGCUAGCUAUUUCAAGUGUUUAUCCAUUACUAUCUAACUGAACGGCUAAUCCAUUACUUUUAGCUUUUUCCCCUUUUAUCCAUUAAUUUUAGCUAACAAUUUCAACGGUUUAUCUAAAUACUGUUAGCUAUUUCACCAUUUAUCCAUUAACUUUAGCUAACUUUUUCAACUGUAACAUUUAGCUAACUGAACUGCUAAUUCAUCCAUCUUUUUUUAACCAAUUUUCAUGCUUUAGCUAUUUCACCAUUUAUCCAUUAAUUUGAACCAUUUCAGCUGUUCAACUUGUUCAAGUAUCUACUUAUGUUUAGUUAACUAUCACUGGAAGUAAUUUCUGAGCUUUAGAGGUAGUGGGAGAUGGUUAUGAGGGUGGUAUUGAUCAUUUUAACACUCUUAUUAAGAAUGUGAAUAAGCGUAUUUCACAAAAUGUCAAAGUAUUUCUUUAAAAAUCAACAUGACUCAUCUAAAAAGUGUCGGUACUCAGGAUGCCUUUUCCAGUGCGCUUUAAGGAAAUUUUGAGAAGCCUUGAAGUUUUUUUGAAGACUUGUGUUAAUUAAGUUUGGAUCAGGCUACCUCUUUAAGGACGGGUUCUCAUCUAGAAUUUUAAGAGAGAUCUGAGGUAAACACCACAGUUUCUGAUGUAGUUUUAUUCAGCUUUGUAAAGCCCCUCUGCUCUUUCUUCCCCCAUCAGAGGACUGACGUGGUUAGGUUUUCCAGGAGCACAUGACCAGUCUGUCACGACAGCCUAGACUCAAUUACAGUAGUUCCCUAUAAGUCCCUUCUAAUAAAAAUAGACUUCAGGCCAGCCAGCAAAACAUAUUUGAGUCAGACUACAGAAAUAUCAAGACAUUCCAUCUGCAUGACUUUGUAAAGUUCUGCCUUUGUAUAAGUCUGCAUGUUUGUGUACUAGUCUGAUUGUGUCACGUUGAAAGUCUGAAGGGGCUGUAUGUGUGUGUGUGUGUUUACGUGUGCAUGUGUGUGUGCGUUAGGAGUCGAAGCAGGGUUUUUCUGCCCUGUUUCGGCUUGUGUUUCACAUGGGAAAAAGUGGAAAAAGUCCUAUCUUUCCCCCAAACCGGUCCACCGAGCUCCGCUCAGAAAAAGCUGCCAAAAGCCGACCCCAGCUGCCUUCCCUCUCUGCCUCUUUCAGGAGAUUUUCAUCACUCGGCUGAGGCUGCACUCUGUGCCAAGGCCCCUCUUCAAACUCAUCUUCCUCUUUAUUCAGAGGACCGGUCUUCUUGUGUAUUUACCACCUUUUUUGGCUGAUGUUACUCACUUUGAUGCAUCAUGUUUGCUGAUUUGCCUCUCACAAGAGAAUGAAAAGUAACUCCCCAUUACAGUGCCACCUGCCUCUCUCAUCUCUCAGUGUUUUCAUAGUGUGGAGAAUCAAGAACUGCCUCAGAUCAUGCUCUGCUUUAACAACACCUGAGCCGUGCCGUGCUUUUGACUGUGCUACAGUAUCCAUCUGACCUCUCCGUGGAGGUCAUCCACGCGUAGUUUGGCAAUGUUUGUUUCUCUUUGAUGUACUAGUGACCUUCCUAUGCUGUAUGAGAGGAAAUGAUGUAUGAUAGAAAUUUAUUUUUGGUGUUUCUCUUCUUCUGAACAGUAUUUUCUCUGCCUAAUAAAAUAUGUAUUC
Messenger RNA from Morone saxatilis (striped sea-bass), 3944 nucleotides. RefSeq names its product nuclear receptor interacting protein 2 (gene nrip2). Gene Ontology annotation, molecular function: aspartic-type endopeptidase activity. NCBI's taxonomy places the organism in Eukaryota, Metazoa, Chordata, Actinopteri, Moronidae. The transcript is spliced from 6 exons. Bases 521 to 1351 code for a protein of 276 amino acids. The record is from RefSeq and is a predicted model, not a curated record. Gene Ontology annotation, biological process: proteolysis.